AUGAAAUUCCUUAUCUGCUUGGCUCUUUUCGCUGCUGCUGCUAGCGCUCAUGUUGUUGCUCCCAUAACAACUUAUGCUGCUGCUGCUCCAGCUUAUACCACCUAUGCUGCUGCUGCUCCAGCCUAUACCACCUAUGCAGCUGCCGCUCCAGCUUACACCACCUACGCCGCUGCCGCUCCAGCCUAUACCACCUAUGCCGCAGCAGCUUCUCCAGUCUACACCCGCUCAGUUUACAGUGCUCCCGCUUAUACCGCUUAUUCUGCUCCAGCUGUCGUAGCUUCUCCCUCUGUUGUUGCUGCUCGUGUAGCCGUGGCACCUGCUGUCUACAGUACUCUGUUGAAGAAGAAGUGA
This is a messenger RNA of Stomoxys calcitrans (stable fly), 351 nucleotides long. Its product is annotated as pupal cuticle protein G1A-like. Bases 1 to 351 code for a protein of 116 amino acids. The record is from RefSeq and is a predicted model, not a curated record. The transcript is spliced from 2 exons. NCBI's taxonomy places the organism in Eukaryota, Metazoa, Arthropoda, Insecta, Diptera, Muscidae.